CACUGGGCCCUGCUGAGCGUGUCCCUGCUGCAAGCGUGCAGCGUGGGCCUGGCGCUGGCCAUCGCCCUCACCAUUCACAGCCGGGGCAUGCACCUUAUCACCGGCUGCAACAGCUCUGCCCUGCCUGCUGACGCCCGUGCAGCCAUAGCGACCAAUGACUGUCCUUUCAACACCACUCGCAUCUAUGACACAGCCCUGGCACUCUGGUUCCCCUCCAUGGUGCUGGCAGCCGCAGAAGCUGUGCUGUCUCACAGGUGCUGUUUGGUGGCUCUGAUCUUCCGGGGCAUUGGGCCCUGUGCACGCAGCUACACCAAAGAGCAG
Molecule: messenger RNA, 321 nt
Organism: Nestor notabilis (Kea)
Lineage: Eukaryota; Metazoa; Chordata; Aves; Psittaciformes; Psittacidae
Product: keratinocyte-associated protein 3-like
Source: RefSeq, a predicted model, not a curated record